UUGUAGCACAGCAAAGCCCACCAACCCCAGUUGUUUCUAUUAAUUACCUGCAAUAAGCUAUGCCUCUAGGAGCCGACUUUGUCCAUCAUCUACUAUUUUUUUUUUUUUUUUGUUCUUUUCAUGAUUUUGUUGAGGCUUUGAAAUGUCAGAUACCCGGAAGAAAAAUUGAUUCAGGGUUUGUGGGUUGGAGCUAGAGAUGGGGGAGGGAGAAGCAAGGGAAGGGCGAUCCGUGGCUGAGACCCCCACUUGGGCUGUUGCAACUGUAAUCACUGUCAUGGUUGCAUUUGGAUUCUUCUUUCAUAGCUCUUUGAAACGUUGCGGAAAGUGGUUGGAUAAAACUAAGAGAAAGCCUCUGCUUGCUGCCCUGGAGAAGAUCAAGGAAGAGCUAAUGCUUUUUGGGCUUCUGUCGUUGUUGAUGGGUCAUUGGAUUGUCUAUGUGGCCAAGAUUUGUGUCAAAUCGUCCGUCUUAGGCAGCCGAUUUUAUCCAUGUGCAUCGGAGGUUGUUCGCCGAUCAGCGCAGCACAUUCUUGUUUCAAGUUCAGGUUAUUUGAAUAGCUCCUUUGUCAGAGAACAGAUGAAAAAUGGGCUGCAUAAUCAUUGUCCUCAGGGUCAUGAAUCAUUUGCUUCUCAUGAAAGUCUUGAGCAGCUUCAUCGUCUUGUAUUUGUUCUUGGCAUUACCCAUGUUUCUUACAGCGUUUUUGCCAUUGCAUUGGCCAUGAUUAAGAUAUACAGCUGGAGACCAUGGGAAAAUGAGGCUAAGUGUAUGGCUAUUGAGAGCUUACAAGACACUUCACAAGCUACGCCAGAAAAUAUAAGAAUGAGGCGACUAUCUACUUUCAUUUCUCACCGCACGUCCCAUCCAUGGAGCCAGCACAGAGGUUUUGUUUGGCUGCUUUGUUUCACCCGCCAGUUCUGGAGUUCUAUAAAUCGAGCCGACUACAUGGCCUUGCGUUUAGGUUUCAUCACAACUCAUCAACUUCCUCUAUCAUAUGAUUUUCAUAAUUAUAUGCUUCGAAGCAUGGAGGAAGAGUUUCGUGAUAUUGUUGGAAUUAAUGUGCCUCUCUGGAUAUAUGCAAUAUGUUGCCUUCUUCUAGAUUUUCAUGGAACCAAUAUUUACUUUUGGCUUUCCUUCCUUCCAGCAAUUUUGAUCCUCCUAAUGGGAACUAAACUGCAUCGGGUGGUGGUAAAGUUGGCUGUGGAAAUCAUGGAUAAAUGUCCAUUAGAGGGAUUCCAUCAGUUUAAACUGAGGGAUGAGCUGUUUUGGUUUGGAAAGCCUAAGCUUCUUUUGUGGUUAAUUCAUCUAAUAUCCUUCCAGAAUGCAUUCGAGAUGGCAACAUUUCUUUGGUCCCUGUGGGAAAUUAGGGAGCCUUCUUGUUUCAUGGAGAACCGUACAUUCCUUGUGAUCCGCUUGUCAUUUGGGAUCAUCUCCCAAUUCUGGUGUAGCUUUAUUACAUUCCCCCUCUAUGUUAUCAUUGCACAGAUGGGUUCGAGGUUCAGAAAGUCGGUCGUUUCCGAAAAUGUGAGAGAAUCACUAACUGGGUGGCAGAGGAGAGUAAAGGCCAAGCAUGGUUCCUCUGUUGGGCUCUUGAGUGCAACAGCAACUUUAUCUCCAGGUUCUGUGGGUGAUGAGAUUGGGAGAAUUCAUGAUUUAGCCUCAGAAAGCAUGGAAGGAAGCUCCUCAAAAGAUCACCAUUCAUCUUUCUCACGUCAACCAGCAUCAAUGUCAACAAACCAAUUAUAUGAAGUCUCUCUCGAUGAUAAGAAAUUAAAAACCUCGGUUUCUUCUGGUCCUGUUUGUGACAGAGCUGCCAGUGAUGAUGGUAACUAUGAUGACAGUGAUGAUGAUGAUAAUUAUGAUGGUUGUGAUGAUGAUGAUAAAGAUGACAUCAAAGAUGAUUCAUAUCUCCUUCCAAUGCCUUAAGAUUUUUUUUGUUUUUAAAGUUCAUGAACACUUGCAUAGCAUUGUAGUCAUCAGAUAGAUUGUAUUUUUCAUCUUGCUAACAAAUAGUUGUUGCUAUUGACUGCUAUAUAUCUUCUUAGUAGAUUGCUUCA
Messenger RNA from Corylus avellana, 2052 nucleotides. Its product is annotated as MLO-like protein 4. Gene Ontology annotation, cellular component: membrane. NCBI's taxonomy places the organism in Eukaryota, Viridiplantae, Streptophyta, Magnoliopsida, Fagales, Betulaceae. The record is from RefSeq and is a predicted model, not a curated record. Gene Ontology annotation, biological process: defense response.